Molecule: messenger RNA, 741 nt
Organism: Penicillium riverlandense
Lineage: Eukaryota; Fungi; Ascomycota; Eurotiomycetes; Eurotiales; Aspergillaceae
Exons: 2
Coding region: 1-741 (246 amino acids)
Source: RefSeq, a predicted model, not a curated record
AUGCUUCCAGCGGUAAUCGGAUGCAUGAGUAUCCGCGUGUACGCGACAAACUCAUCAGUGCUCCAAUCUAUUAUCAACCCAUGGGUACAGGGCGGACAACAAAUCAUCCGAAGCAUCAUCCAGCUAGUGCGAGAACUACAAAAGGACCAAGUGGACCUGCAUAUUGGAUGGAUCGGCAGUGAACAAGACACUUCAGGGAUCUCGAUGGCCAAAGCCGCGGCCCAAUAUGCAACACGGAAGAGCUCACCACCCAACCCCCCGACUGGGCGACUCAACGAACAAGCACAUAAUCAACAGUUCUGGCAGGACCCUUUUGGUAAACACACUAAGGCGAUUGAUUCAGCACUUCCUGGAAAGCACACCAGGGACAUGUACGAUCAGCUCCAUAGGGAACAAGCAUCUACGCUGGCACAACUCCGAACUGGCCACGCUCGCCUAAACCGAUAUUUGCGUCGAAUUGGACAAACUCUAGAUGACACCUGUGAUUGUCAAGAAGGACCAGAAACUGUCAACCAUUUUCUAUUUGACUGCAAACUAUGGGAAUCACACCGUGGUGAGAUGAGAGCAACAAUGGGAAAUCGAUAUCGGGACACAUCUUUCGCACUGGGUGGGAGAUCACGAUCUCAAGGACCUACCGCACAAGACCUUGACCCAAGCAAGAACUGGACUCCUAACAUGGAGGUCGUCAAAUCUGUUAUCCAAUUUGCCAUGGCGACCAACCGACUGAACCGAGAGACAUAG